GGUUUCUUAAUUCUCUUAAAAGUCACUGAGCAGAAAUUUAACACUCUCGCAAGUUUCAGAUAUAGCUAUCCUUUAGCCAGGAUAGCACAUACGUGUGGCGUGUAUUUGACGUUAUUUGUUUCCUUGCACCGAUAUCUAGGAGUUUGUCAUCCAUUUCGAGCUCAACGAUGGAUCACAAGGACUCCCGUAAAAUGCGUCAUUAUCGCUUCUGUAUUAUUUUCAUUUCUGAUCAAUUCCACGACUUGGCUUGAACUUACCGUUGUUCCCUGUUAUAGCAAUAAAUUUCAACGCAUAUCACAACAUAUUCAGUUGACGGAACUACAGAUGGACCACACGUAUGGAGUUGUUAUGAAAGUCAUCACAUAUACGCUGGUGAUGUUUUUCAUACCAUUUGUUACGCUAAUAAUCGUGAAUUUACGUAUUAUUCUUACUCUAAAAGAAAGUUCUGAUUUGAGAGCUAUUUAUACAAGCCGCAAAUCACCUUCAUCCCGACAAAAUUUCAAGUUAGUGCUAGUUUUGAGUCUUGAACUAUAUUAUUCUUGCUACUGUUCGGUCCAAUCAAACAUGGAAAAACAACAACCGUCAAACUGCCAGUCGUCAGCCCGCGAUACCUCGGUGACUUUAAUGCUUCUCGCCAUAGUCGCUAUGUUCCUCACUUGCAACGGCUUAGCAUUCUGCAACAAUAUCAUCGAAAUCUUAAUAUUCGUAGACAAGAUUGAUAGCUCUGAUAGUGAAAGCGCUUUUGAGAGCAGUGUAGAAAUUGCAAAUAUUUUGGUCUCCUUGAACUCGUCGACGUCCAUAUUCAUUUAUCUCAUACUGAGUUCAAAAUAUCGCGAGAUUGUUAAGACAUACCUCGGCUUGAAAAUCAAAAAAUUUAGAAAAUUAUUAAAGGAUAAGCUAAUUCAUUUUGUAACUAUAAAAUAUUGUACGUGUAUUGCAACUUUUUUGCAGUAUAUGCUAAGUCAACUAAUCUGA
Messenger RNA from Thelazia callipaeda (thelaziosis nematode), 975 nucleotides. The record is from the annotation of a GenBank genome assembly. NCBI's taxonomy places the organism in Eukaryota, Metazoa, Nematoda, Chromadorea, Rhabditida, Thelaziidae.